Poecilia reticulata (guppy) is the source of this 1168-nucleotide messenger RNA. RefSeq lists its product as uncharacterized. NCBI's taxonomy places the organism in Eukaryota, Metazoa, Chordata, Actinopteri, Cyprinodontiformes, Poeciliidae. The record is from RefSeq and is a predicted model, not a curated record. Gene Ontology annotation, cellular component: plasma membrane. Gene Ontology annotation, molecular function: transmembrane signaling receptor activity.
GUGAAUUGAUGCCAAACUGGAAAUGCUAGGAGAAAUGGGGAUCUCAGGGAGAACAUCUCUAGUUCUAGUCAUCUUCAUUACUUUUCUACAAAUCCGAGCUCUGAUGUGUGACAAACUCACAGUUGUUUCUGGCACUGAGGGUCAAAUGUUUGACUUCAUAUGUGAGUAUCCAAGCGACAGCAAAAACAAUACGAAACACUUCUGCUGUUUAGACAUUGAUGAGUCCUUCGGUCAGGUCGUACGAACUUCCAAACACAACGAGUGGACAAGAGAAGGACGUGUCUCUCUUUACGACAACACUACAGCGGGCUACUUUAUCGUUAGGUUGGAUAAACUGUAUUUAAACGACAGCGGGAAGUACCAUUGUGGUGAUUUUGGGAGCAGUGAUCGCAUCAUGAAGAUACAUCUGCAUGUCUCCGAAGUGUAUAAAAUCCCAGCCUCCACCAUACCUGCACCGGUUCACAAGCUCACCAUGCACCUGUUCCUGACCAUUAUGUUGUGCGUUGGAGCGAUGAUCUUUGUGUGUCUGUUCACAAUAUGUCUUCUUCUGGCUGCGAAGCACAGGAGGUCCACCCCACGCCAGAAAAGAGAGACGUCGUCUGACUAUGAGACGAUGACGCCCCCGGCGGGAGCGGCACCAGAGCCCUGCGGGUGUUCGCAUCCGGACUGCAUUGACCUCUCCGCUUUACCUCGGCCACCUUCUGACCUCUACUCAUGCUUCACAGAGGAUAAUCGGGAGUCCACCAUCUCCUGCAGCCUCGGCGAAUACGUGGAUGUAGACGUACCGGGACAUAUCUGCCAGUAUCAGAUUCUGGACCAGAGCCGACUGGAAAACCAUGUUUACCACAGUCUUCACGGGAGCUGCAGCUCCAAACAACGAGCUCCAAAAGAGCAGAUUGGUCACUGACGCAGCUUAUACUUGGAACAGUGUGUGGGUUGGUUAUUGGUAUUGUUAUACCAAUCUGUAAAAAGUGACAGACUUAUGACAUGAAGGAGGAAGGGCCAGACUUUUCUCUGCUCCUUCUACCUGCCCGCUGCCGUCCUACCUGCUGAAAAAAGGCCAUCAUUUUAUUGUGAAAAUGUACAAAAUUACUGUUGUAUUAAGAUAAUCAACUUAUCUGACAGUAUGGACAAGUUAAGCCGUUUUUUCUUUCAAAAAAAUGUAAGA